This is a messenger RNA of Hyaloperonospora brassicae, 1272 nucleotides long. NCBI's taxonomy places the organism in Eukaryota, Oomycota, Peronosporomycetes, Peronosporales, Peronosporaceae. The record is from the annotation of a GenBank genome assembly.
AUGACGUCGUACUUACCGUUCGCACGGGCGAACCCGCUCCGCACGAAGCGAAAGAUGUCGGGCCCUGCAGGUCCCUGGACGCCGCUGGACGCGACCGACGCCGACUUAUGGCCAGCGACCGGUGACGCGACUGUGGACGGUGGGGGCGGCUGCAGCCCGCGACGCGAGUCGUGCGAGUCGGUGGACUACCGCGAGCUCGUGCGGUUUGUGCUCUUUGCGCUCUUUAUGGUGGCCGACGUGGGCCUGGGCGUCACGAUUUGGGUCUCGUUCUUCAAGUUUGUCGUGGACCCGAACCAGCACCGCUCGCGCGCGAUCUGGGGAGGCGUGUGGCUGCUCCUGGCGGGCUCGUUCUUUUACGUGCGACGCGUUGUGCGCUCGCGCGUGGACGUCCAUUUGCGCGGGAUGAUGGACCACGCCGAGAUCUUUGUCGCCACGUCUCUCGCGAUGGUCUUUUCGGUCAACAUUGCGUUCUACCUGCACGAACCAACGACGACGCCGCUACGGGACUUGGGCUUUAUGCUCAUUCCCGAGCAAGGGCUGCACUCCAAGUGGCGGCCCGUGAGCGACGUCCUCACGGCCGGUAUGCCUGUUGUGUUUUUGCUGCAGACUGCUCUGAUGACGCGUGCGAACCGCUGCCGCAUCGUUUCGUCGUUCUUUCGCACUGCUACAGUCUGCUACUUUUUGCGGAUGCUGACGAUCUCGGUGACGUCGCUUCCCGGUCCAGCGCCCCACUGUCGCGCGGGAAGUCCGGAUUAUUUCCCACCCACGACUUGGAUCGACAUUGUCACGAGUGUUGGGCCAAUUUACGGCAAGUAUAACUCGUGUGGAGACCUCAUCUUUUCGGGCCACAUGGCGUACACGACCUCGGCCGUGCUGCUGUAUUUGCGCACACUGGACCGCAACUUUGCCAGUCAUACGUGGUCGAAGAUGCGAUGGGCGUGUGGCAUGGCAUAUGUUACGGUACUGGCGGUACUAUGUGUUGCUGGCCGCAAGCACUACACGGUCGACGUUGUGCUUGGACUGAUCAUAUCGACGCUGGUGUUUUUCCACUUUGAGCACAGCUGGGUACCUCUGUGCUUUCAGGUUCCACAUGGACUACUGCCGCUGGGUGACAUGCAGCUGGUCUACAGCUCGCAGUUUCAGAAACGCUGCAGUAUGGAUGUGACGGAUGAGGCGCUGAACGAACUGGAUGACGCUGGGGAAGACGGGGAGUCUCGACGUCUGCUCAAGUCACAUGCUUCGACAUAUGACCAGGUGCAGCUCGUUUGCUGA